AUGGCGAGUAUGCUGCGGUGGCGCCGGCGUCCGCGCAUCGCGGUGCAAUACCUGGCAGUCGUCUUCGCGGCACUCUCUCUAUUUGUCCUUGCUCUCCCACCCGACCACCCCAUCAUCCUCUCAGCCCGCCUGGCGACGCACAAGUUCCUCUCCUACUUUCCCUCAGUGUACAACAAUGACAAGUGGAUCUUUCGGCCGUCGCAGUUCCCCGUCGACAUGCGCGAGGACGUCGUGACGAUCCUCAAGACAGGGUAUGGGACUUGGAAUCGCCUCCCGGCGCAGCUGGAGGCCCUCGGCUGGGCGUUGAACGAGACGCGCGAGCCGGGGCAGAGCAUCAUGGUCGUCGGCGAUUAUUCCUCGCAUUUCCAGUCGGACCAGCACGACUUCUCGGUGCACGACAUGCUUGCGGCGGCCGAGGGGAGUGACGCGUUGUACGGGAUGGAACGCGGCAACCGGCUGGAACUGUACCACAGGUUGAACGAUGCCAUUCGUUCGGGCGAUGAUCACAUUGUCCACCAAUUGAACAGGGAACACGGCUGGGAGCUGGAUGCUAUGAAGUUCAUCCCGGCCCUAGAGAGAGCAUGGAAGAUGUUUCCCAGAAAGAAGUGGUAUCUGAUGCUCGACGACGACACAUACGUCAUCUGGCCGUCGCUACAGCUGUUACUGGGCCAUCUGGAUCCAUCCAAGCCACUCUAUGUAGGUAACGCGGUUGGUGAUUACAGAAAGAGGUUCGCACACGGCGGCUCAGCCAUUGUCAUCUCGGGAGAGGCCAUGCGACGGCUCUUUGACCACCGACCGGAUGUCGUGCGAGCCGUCUAUGUAGAUUCCCUGACGGAAAAGUGGGGUGACCGACUGCUGGCACAAGCGUUCCUAAAGGUCGGCAUAUACAUCGAGGAGCGGUACUCGCGCUUCUUCAACGGAGAAAGGCCACGAACAACACGCAUCACUGCCGAGAAGUUCUGCGGGCCGCUGUCCUCCUUCCAUGCGCUGGCCAAACCGGGCCAGAUGCUCGAGGUUGGCGAAAAGUUUCGGGGCAUCACGACGCCUGUCUUCUGGGGCCAGCUCUGGCGGCUAUAUGGCCAGCCGGACUUUCGGAAUCUGCGGCAGGAGGAUGCGAUCAGCGAAGGGGCGGAUCACGUGGGGCUACUCGACGAGAGAGUGACAACCAGAAAAAGGGUCAAGUCGCCCGAAAAGUGCCUACGCCAUUGCAACCACCUCAGGAGUUGCUUGGCCUGGAGGUGGGAGCAGGAGACGAAGACCUGUCACCUGGCUCCGUGGUUUAUCAUAGGAGGUGAGAAUGGGUCGCUCCAACCGGGAAUAAGCUCUGGUGUGAAUAUCCCUAAGGCGAGGAAACUGCAAGAAAAAUGCCAAAGGCGUGGCGUAAUGAUUUCGGACAUCUAA
This is a messenger RNA of Pyricularia pennisetigena, 1401 nucleotides long. RefSeq lists its product as uncharacterized. The transcript is spliced from 2 exons. Gene Ontology annotation, molecular function: glycosyltransferase activity. Gene Ontology annotation, cellular component: membrane. The record is from RefSeq and is a predicted model, not a curated record. Bases 1 to 1401 code for a protein of 466 amino acids. NCBI's taxonomy places the organism in Eukaryota, Fungi, Ascomycota, Sordariomycetes, Magnaporthales, Pyriculariaceae.